Messenger RNA from Gadus chalcogrammus (walleye pollock), 3382 nucleotides. It is a transcript of the gene tab1, whose product is annotated as TGF-beta activated kinase 1/MAP3K7 binding protein 1. The transcript is spliced from 11 exons. Lineage: Eukaryota; Metazoa; Chordata; Actinopteri; Gadiformes; Gadidae. Gene Ontology annotation, biological process: protein dephosphorylation. Gene Ontology annotation, cellular component: cytosol. The record is from RefSeq and is a predicted model, not a curated record. Gene Ontology annotation, molecular function: protein serine/threonine phosphatase activity. The coding region runs from base 25 to 1530 and encodes 501 amino acids.
AAUCCACUUGAUGAAACAGCCAAGAUGGCGGCCCAGCGGAGGAAUCUGAUGCAGAGCCAUCAGAGCUGGACAGAUGACCUGCCUCUCUGCCAGAUGUGUGGGGUGGGCUCGGCUCCCAACUGUGUCUACGGCCCUGACGGUAAAGGCACUCAAAGCCACCCCAACGAAGAUGGACACCUACGGUUCAGGGGAGAGGACGGUUGUUUCCUGUACGGCGUGUUCAACGGCUACGACGGCAGCCGCGUUGCAAGCUACGUGUCCCAGUUCCUCACUGCCGAGCUGCUGCUGGGACAGCUCAACUCCACACACACCGACGACGACGUGCGCAGACUCCUCACACAGGCCUUCAGUGGAGUGGAGAAGAGCUUCUUUAAGACGAUUGACGACGCGCUGGCUGUGAAGGCUGACCUCUCCAAUUACCUCCCAACACACAACGAGGGUACCGGGUACCACCAGCUGUCCCCCCAGGGCCAGAAGGUGCAGGAGCGUCUGAAGGAGCUGGAGCAGGAGGUGUCUGGAGGAGCCACGGCCGUGGUGGCCCUCAUCCUCAACAGCAGGCUGUACAUCGCCAACGUUGGGUCCAACCGGGCACUGCUGUGCAAGUCCAGCAGCGACGGGCAGAACCAGGUGCAGCAGAUCGGAAGACCUCACAACACGGAAAAUGAGGAUGAGCUGCAGAGACUGGCUGCCCUGGGUGUGGACCCAGCCAGGGUGAAGCAGGCGGGGCAGAUCGCAGGUCAGCCCAGCACCAGAACCAUCGGAGACUACCGGGUCAAACUCAACUACACAGACAUCGACUUGCUCAGUGGGGCCAAGUCUCAGCCAAUCAUCGCCGAGCCGGAGAUCCACCGCAACCAGUUGGACGGCGUGACGGGCUUCCUGCUGCUGAUGUCGGAGGGCCUCAUCAGCGCCCUGGAGUCCGCCCGCGGACCCGAGCAAGCCAAUCAGGAGAUGGUUGCCAUGGUAGCGGCGGAGCUGGCGCAGCAGAGCGACCUGGAGGCAGCGGCCCAGGCGGUGGUGGAGCGCGUGAAGCGGGUGCACCACGACGCCCACGCCUCGGGGCGCCAGCGGGCGGCCCGCUGCGCCCGCCACGAGGACAUGACGCUGCUGGUCCGCACGCUGGACUACCCCCCCUCCGACGGCCUGCUGACGCCCACGCAGGGGGGCCGCAUCUACCCGGUGUCCGUCCCCUACUCCAACAGCCAGAGCACCAGUAAGACCAGUGUCACCCUCUCCCUGGUCAUGCCCUCCCAGGGCACCCUCACCAACGGGACCAACACCGCCUCCACCGUCGAGGAGGGGACCCCCACCCCGGGCCAGAGCCCCACGGCCACCCUGCAGUCCACCAACACCCAGACCCAGAGCUCCAGCUCCAGCUCCGGGGACGGCAGCCUGUUCCGCCAGAGGGGCAGCCAGGCGGCCCAGCCGGACGAGACGGGCCGCGUGCCGCCCUAUGUGGACUUCAGCCAGUUCUACCGGCUGUGGGGCAGCGACCAUGCCGACACUCAGAGCACCCUCGGGCCCCAGUGAGGGGACACAAGGACUGUGGAUGGGGGGGAUUUAUGGGUGGGUGGGUGGGUGGGGGAGAGUGAUGAGACACCAAGGACUGGGAUUGGGCAGGGGUUGGAUUGUGUGGGUGGUUAUUAAGGGUGGAUGCAAUCCUGGGAUGAUUGGUUGAAGUCUGCUUCCUCCAUAUUUCUUACGAAAUCCGUCCCCUGUCGCGUUGACGGAUGUGGAAUGACCUGCGAUGAAGACGGACGGAGCACUUGGAGUUCUUCCUGGGUCAACUCGCAGGGCUGUAGUGGCUCAGGUCGGAGAACAAUGUGGGAAACAAGUUUGUGGUCUCCUUCUGGAGGAGGGUCUGCUCUGGCUUGUUGGUUGGCCAGAGCUUCUGAUCUUUUCAAAACUAUCCUUUCCUUUUUUUAGCCAGGAAUAUGUGUAUUGAGCGCUAGAUGUUUAUUUCCAAAUAAAGGGUUUACAUGCAUCUUGACUUCCGACUUCCGAAGUUGCCGUCUAUAUGCCGUUAUAUGAUUGACCUCAGCUUAACUUGUAAGUUGCUUUGGAUAGAGCGUGCUGAAUGAUUGAACGUUAAUACGUCCACCUGGUCGGAGUCAGUAAAUCUGCAUUUGUUUGUUUUGUGGUGUACAUGCCAUUGUUCAUUGAAUUUCUAAACGUGGAACCUGGCCAAUAUCUUUUAUGAUUUGGUUGUCGGGCGAGUGAAGGGGAGGGUCACGUUUCCCCCUGAACUUUCUGAUGCGACACAAUGGGACCCUUCCGCUCAGAGGCGAGAUACCACAACAGCUAUUAAUGACCAGAGCAGUUCCUGCAGGACUUGGAAGAUGUCUUGGCGGCAGCAGCCGCUAUCUUGUCCAGACAGCGGAUGUGGAGGGUUUAGUGUAAGCAACAGUGGAGUGUUGUAUACGAUAGCCAGUUGCACUCCCCUAAUAAACGAUAACUUGCUUGGGCUUGGCGUUGAACUACACGCAUGCUCCCACACACACACGCACAGACAAGCGCAUGUGCAGACACACACAAGCGCAUACGCAUGCAGGCAUGCACACACACUAAUAGAAAGACACACACACACACACACACACACACACACACACACACACGUUAGGCUAAAGUGCAGAGAACAUGGAAUAAACUGUUUGUGCUCAUUUCCUUCUCCUAUUUAGUUAUAAUGAUAUGUUUGAGAAGCACUUUGAUCACGACAGGAUGAAGUAGCAGUCUUUGUGCUGCAAUCUGUUUCACCGUUAUCAGAACCCUCCCUCUCCUCACACACACAGACCCAUAAACAUCACAACCACACACACGUAUGCACACAACCAAAAUACAGACGGAUUUAAAUGGAACAAUCAAUGCCAGCAGGUCCAAAUUAUUGAACAGUCUGUCUCUGUCUCUCCCUUCUAUAUGUGUAUUCAGUGCUAGGUUAUUAUUUUCAAAUAAAGGAUGAACAUGCAGCCUGAAUUCAGCUACACGUUUCCGUCUAUAUGCUGUUUCUAUGAUUGUGUUCAGCCUAACUUGUAAGUCAAUUUUAAUAUAAGCGUCCACAGUUUGCUAAAUAAUUAAAUGUAAAUAUGUCCACUUCAUCAUUCAGUUAAUCUGCAUUGUUCUCUAUAUUUGUAAUUUGUGCAUGAUGAUAGACAUAGUGCCUUGUUCAAUUGCACAGUUAAAUUAUAUGACUACAUUACCCAUAGUCCUGUUGUGAUCUGCUGUAUAAGUUCUCCUGUAGUCUAAAGAGGUGGUGAGCCAGCCUUGGUGGGAUACCCUGGGAAAGAUAAGAGGCUCUCAGUUUCUCACCAUGGCCGUGGGAUUGAUAGGCUGUGAGAGGUGUUCUAAAUCUAUAAAGAGCCAAAUGUUAUCUUACAGGGGUACUUUG